AUGCAAGAAGUUAUUGAUUAUGAUGGCCUUUCAUAAAACUUAAAUUAAUGUCCAAUUUGUUAAGAACAAAAGGAAGAUAAUUCUGAAUUAAAGUGUAAGCAUGUAUUUUGCAGAAAAUGUUUAGAAUAGUAUUUAAAUGUAAAAAUAGAUGAAGGAAUAGUAAUGCAGAUUAAAUGUCCUUCCUGUCUGUAUGAGCUCUCAUAUGAUGAAGUUGUUUCAAAUAUUGAGAAAAUCAAACUAGACAAAUAUGCAAAAUUAAGAACACUGUAAUAUGGUGAGAGUGAUCCCACAUUAAGACACUGUCCUAAUAAAUAAUGUGAGUUAUAUGUUCUUCUGGAUUCCAAAAGAUGCUAGUGUGGAUAAGAAAUUUGUGUUGAUUGUGGGAAUUAAUACCAUGGACUGAGCAGUUGUGAUGAAUUGAUGGACUCAAUAUUUGUAUUAGACAGUAGACAAGAAAAAAUAUAAAGGUGUCCAAAAUGCAAAAUCGUAGUUCAAAAAGAAGGCGGAUGCAAUCAUAUGACAUGUAAGAGGUGUGAAUAUUAAUUCUGUUGGAUUUGCAGGAGAAAAUACACAUAAUAACAUUAUAAUAAUUACAACUAUUUUUUCGGAUGUCCAAAUAAACAAUACUCAGAUGAUAGGCCAUGGAAGUACCCAACAUUAAAUAAAAUUCUGCCUUUCCUGUUGUUAAUCUUACUAUCACCUAUUUGGAUUUUUUUAGGAGUUAUACUACUUGUAGGACAUCCUUUCUCCGGAGCCUAUUUUAUAUUUAAUCGAUGGGACAAUGAUGCAGUUGGUAGAUUGAGACCCGUCCAAUUUGUAAUGGUCAUUUUUUUUGUUUAUUUUAUUGGAGGAAUAGUCCUAUACCCUUUUGUAGUGUUGUACGAAUGCAUAAAGAUUCUCUAUAUCUUAGUGUCCUUACUAGUCAGUCUAAUAAAGAGGUUUAGAAAAUUUUGAUUAAUUUAUUUAUUCUAAUGUUUCAAAAACAAUUU
This is a messenger RNA of Paramecium tetraurelia, 989 nucleotides long. RefSeq lists its product as uncharacterized. Gene Ontology annotation, biological process: ubiquitin-dependent protein catabolic process; protein polyubiquitination; positive regulation of proteasomal ubiquitin-dependent protein catabolic process. NCBI's taxonomy places the organism in Eukaryota, Ciliophora, Oligohymenophorea, Peniculida, Parameciidae. Gene Ontology annotation, molecular function: ubiquitin protein ligase activity; zinc ion binding; ubiquitin conjugating enzyme binding. The transcript has 4 exons. Gene Ontology annotation, cellular component: cytoplasm; ubiquitin ligase complex. The record is from RefSeq and is a predicted model, not a curated record.